AAAAGGAAAAAACCUCUUUCUCCGUAGUUGCAGCUUCACGAUACAACAAUUGUUAUUCCCAAAUCCAGAAAAAGACCGCCGUUUUCCCACAAUUCCGUUUUCUCAUUCAAUUACACCUCAAUUUUGUCCCGGUAGAUUGAUCUGCGCCAGCUAGGGCUUUGCUUAUUGUUUUCUGGGCAUCUUUCAUUUGCGCCAGUUUUAUUUUUAGCUCCAAUUUGUAGAUUUAAUUUAAGGGCCUGUGUUUUUGGGUGAGAAAAUGACAUCCACAUUUGAUAGAUGGGAAAAGGAUCCGUUUUUCUCUGCUGCAGAGGACGUUCAGGAAUCUGCCGACAGGAUGGAAUCGACAUAUAGAACAUGGAUUCAUGCCAUCAAGGAGCCCUCCGGUUCUUGGAAUUUGGAUGAGCUUCGGAGAGAUCUUCAGAGAAAUCAUGGCACAACCAAGUGGCAGUUGGAAGAAUUUGGACGUGCUGUAAGAUCGAGUUACCCUGGUAGAAGCUCGGCCGAUGAUGCAAAGGAUAGGCAUAGAAAUUUCAUUGUUGCAAUUGAGAAUCAAAUCAAAAAAGUUGAAACCUCUUUGAAUGAAUCUACAGUACGACAAGGCAAGCCUCCGUUGCCUUGGGUGCGGUUGGAUGAAGGAGAACGAAAUGAGCUUGCACUGUUUCUUUCAGGACAAUCAUUAUCUUCCCCGAGUAAACUCUAUGGAAAGCAUCAUGCUAGCCCUAGGGUGCAGGGGCAGGAAAAUUUGCGUGAGGCUGAUCAACAAGUGAAUAAUGAGUGUUCGAGGAGUUCAUCUCAUUUGGUUGAAUUGGCUCAAGUAGAGGGUAAGGGGGACAAGUUUGCAGGUCAUCGGAGGACAGCUAGUGCAAGUGCAGACAUUAGCUCAUGGAAGAUUGUGGUAGCUGAUGAUGCUCUGCACGAUUCAUCUAGUGCAAAACCUGAUCGUCCACCACGAAAGAUACCUAGUUUUUCAGGAUUCUUAAAUACCAUGGAAUCAUCCAUGUCGCAGUUGAAGUGGUCAAAGAACGGUUACAAGAAACUAAAGCUUACUGAUGAUGGGCCUCAGGAGGCUGGAGCCUCAAAUCUGACUAGAGGGAUUACUACAUGCUAUGAGAAGAGUAAAAGUUGCCUUGAAGGCUGUGAUGAUUAUGAAAAGCAAUGGUAUGGUUGGUAUGGUACUAUCCAGAGACAGCUUCAGAGAUCCCAGUAUCAUGUGCAAUAUAGCCGGCCUGUACAAUUCGUUUUCUCCGUCAUUCUCAUAUUCUGCUUACUUGUUUUAUUGGUUUUGCGUUCAAUCUGAGGAGGAGCUUCGUUUCUCCAUUCUAAUUCAUGAUUCAUCUAUGGAAAAGAUCGAGUGGGCAAUGGCUUCACCUGCCUACCCUAAAUAGAUGAUACACUGCAUUCAUAGAACUAUUUGAUAGAACUGUAAUCUAGCAUUCAUGCUUAUGGCAACACCAUGAGCAGGUCCCACUACCCUGUUUUGUUUCUUGCGUGUUGUAGCUGAUAGAGCUCGUUGUACCAUUAUAUCUUUGAAGCUGCUGCUUUUGUACCGAUAUGUUGUAGUAUCAAUCUGUGUGUUGUAGCUGAUAGAGCUCGUUGUACCAUUAUAUCUUUGGAGCUGCUGCUGUUGUACCGAUAUGUUGUAGUAUCGAUCUAUGUAGCCUUUUCCACGGCAGAAACUUACUGUCAUUUUCGCUUCUGUUGUCUCAUUGGUGUCAUGUAUCGAAGACAGCUUGUAUAUAAAUUUUUGUGACUUCUGUAUA
Messenger RNA from Salvia hispanica, 1760 nucleotides. RefSeq lists its product as uncharacterized. Gene Ontology annotation, biological process: Golgi vesicle transport. The record is from RefSeq and is a predicted model, not a curated record. Gene Ontology annotation, cellular component: membrane. Lineage: Eukaryota; Viridiplantae; Streptophyta; Magnoliopsida; Lamiales; Lamiaceae.